This is a messenger RNA of Setaria italica (foxtail millet), 1665 nucleotides long. RefSeq names its product probable serine/threonine-protein kinase WNK6. The record is from RefSeq and is a predicted model, not a curated record. Bases 129 to 1475 code for a protein of 448 amino acids. Gene Ontology annotation, biological process: intracellular signal transduction; protein phosphorylation. Lineage: Eukaryota; Viridiplantae; Streptophyta; Magnoliopsida; Poales; Poaceae. The transcript has 7 exons. Gene Ontology annotation, molecular function: ATP binding; protein serine/threonine kinase activity. Gene Ontology annotation, cellular component: cytoplasm.
ACUCGUCGCUCGCGCGCCGCCGUCUCGCGCUGCUCGAUUCAGCUAUCCAUUGCCGGCUCAGAUUCCGAUCUCGCGGGUGGAGAGGAGGCGGCGGCGGAGGAGGAGGAGAGAAGGAGCGCGCCGGCGCGAUGGCUCCCGAUCCGGAGGCGGCGGGCGGCGGGCAGGCGGAGCCGCCCGACGAGGAGGACGACCCCGACGUCGACGAGGUCGACCCCACCGGCCGCUACCUCCGGUACAAGGAGAUCGUGGGAUCAGGGGCCUUCAAGACAGUCUACAAAGGCUUCGACGCAGUUGAUGGCAUCGAGGUGGCGUGGGCCAAAGUGGAGAUAACCGGCCGGAUCAUGGGAUCCCCGAAGGAGCUGCAGCGCCUCAAGACGGAGAUCCAGCUGCUGCGGUCGCUCCAGCACAAGCACAUCCUCAAGCUCUACGCCUCGUGGGUCGACAGCAAGAAGAGGACAGUCAACAUCAUCACUGAGCUCUUCACCUCCGGCAACUUGAGACAGUACCGUACAAAGCACAAGAAAGUUGAUAUGAAAGCAAUGAGGCGAUGGGCGAAACAAAUACUGACAGGCCUAGCCUAUCUGCAUGAUCAGAAGCCACCAAUCAUACACAGGGACUUGAAGUGCGACAACAUUUUCAUCAAUGGGAACCAUGGAAAAGUGAAGAUUGGGGAUUUCGGUUUGGCAAUGGUCAUGCAACAGAGGAAGACACAGAGUAUACAAGGCACCUUAGAAUUCAUGGCACCAGAACUCUUUGGUGAAAACUACAACGAAUUGGUGGAUAUAUACUCUUUUGGGAUGUGUAUGCUUGAAAUGGUGACCGGUGAGUGCCCUUACGGUGAAUGUCAGGGCUUUGUUCAAAUAUACAAGAAGAUUUCUGAAGGUAUAAAACCAGUUGCUCUCUCCAAGAUCAAAGAUGUGGAAGUAAGAAGUUUCAUAGAGAGCUGUCUGGCUUCAGCUGCAGACAGAUUGCCGGCAAGUGAGCUCUUAAAGAGUCCUUUUCUCCUAAAAGAUGACAUCAUCAAUGAUAAAACCUCUAAUCCAGCACAAGAACCGAUAGCAUUCCCACAAAAUUUGGAUCUAGAUCUUGAUGUCACACCAAUUUUCGUCUCUUUGUUACCCAACGGAACUGUCUGUGAUGGGAAGGAGUCUUUCAGCCUGGUGCUUCGGAGGGGUGGAUUUGUGCUGGAAGGAGAUAUGAGCGUCAAGGACCCUGUCAAUUUGUUACUAAGAAUUCCUGUCCCUAAUGGUAAGUGUAAGAACAUUGAGUUCGCAUUUGAUCUGGAGAAGGACACAAGUCUUUCGGUGGCUACUGAGAUGGUUGAAGAGCUUGAACUGCCUUCUUGGAGCAUGCCUGUUGUGGCGAGGCUGAUCGAUGCAUUCUUGCUCAAGACGGUUCGCGGCUGGAGGCCUUGUGUUCAGGUCGGCCAGAUGAUUCAGGCAGUGUACAACACUGCAUCAGCAGAUGGAAUGUGAAUCCAAAUAACUUGGUGUUUUCUGAAUCCGAUGCAAGCAAUGUUUGGAUCGAGUCGCUGUGGUUCAGUGUUCAUGGUCAUCCAUUCCGCCCCUCCUGUACAUGCUCAAAUCGCAAUGCCAUGAACGGUGUUGCUAAGCACAUCUCUUUUUUUAAAUAUGAUGAUGGCGAAAGUUUGUGCAUGGUUGCUAA